AUGGUCACGGUGCAUUUCAUUGGUCCUUAUCAGAUUUUAAAGAAAGUAGGAGAAGUGGCCUACAAAUUUUCUUUACCAACAUCUCUUUUGAAUCUUCACAAUGUGUUUCACGUGUCUCAACUUCAAAAUUAUGUUCCAGAUCCGUCUCAUGUGAUUCUAAUGGAAGAUGUGCAAGUGAGAGAUAACUUGACUGUCGAUGCAUCACCAUUGAGAAUUUAUGAUCGAGAAGUGAAACACUUGAGUGGCAAAUAUAUCGUCUUUGUGAAGGUUGUAUGGGUAGGACCUGUUGGAGGAAGCAUGACAUGGGAGAUGGAGAGUCAGAUGAAAGAGUAUUAUCUGGAGUUGUUCAAUUCAGUGGAUGUUUAG
Lathyrus oleraceus (garden pea) is the source of this 366-nucleotide messenger RNA. RefSeq lists its product as uncharacterized. Lineage: Eukaryota; Viridiplantae; Streptophyta; Magnoliopsida; Fabales; Fabaceae. The transcript is spliced from 2 exons. The coding region runs from base 1 to 366 and encodes 121 amino acids. The record is from RefSeq and is a predicted model, not a curated record.